AAAUUAGUUUUUACUAGAAUUUAUACUUUAAAAAUUGUAUAACAUAUCUCAGUAAAAUUUGAUAACUAGUUGCAACACUGUUGGUUGGUUUAGUAUUUGAAAUUGUGUUGGGUUGUGCACAAUAUGUGGUGAAGUGGGUCAACAAAAGUAUUAAUUGCACAGUAUUUGAUUUCUUUUGUUUUUUUUGCACAUAUCGCUUAUUCAGUACAAGACUAGCAUAAGUAUAAAUUUGGAAUUUUUGAACUGAAUACUACUUUCUAAAAUCUUUCAUAUAGUUAUACAUAGUAUAGAUUUCUGGUAUAAAUUUAAAAGAUAAAAUUCAUAUCUUCACGAAUAUUUGAUAAGUCACAUUAAGGGUUUUAAGGAAAUAGUAAAUUGUCAUAAAAUAUUAUAACACGUUUUACUCGAAACGAUAUUUUGGGUGUUAUGGCAGUCAUGCAGUAAAUGAGCGAUGUUUUUUUAAAUGAGGCUAAAGUUUUUUUUAGUAUUUUUAUAUCCACCAUCAAAAAGAUGGGGAGUAUAUUGUAUUUGACAUUCCGUUUGUAACACAUCGAAAUAUUCGUCUAAGACCUAUAAAAGUUUAUAUAUUCUAAGACGACAAACAUGUUUUAUAGAAGCCAAAGUUUUUCAUAUUCUAUGAGUAUAGUUUUAUAAUUGACCCUACUCCAAUUAAGGUCCCCUUCAGGAAAUAAAUUAAACGCUCUACUGGCUUAAAACGAGUAUAGCGAUGAAAUUCCUCUCUGCCAAAUUUUAUGAGGAUUGGUCCAUAAUUGACCGUAUCCCCAUUACAGCAAAGAAAUUCGACGACAUGUUUUAUAGCAACAAAAAUUUCUCCCUAUCCCGAAAUCUGAUGUCUAAAUGAAUUUCGAAUAGUAAAAAAUCCAACACUUACUUUACAUUUUACAGCACAAAAUUUAAUGGUGGGUUACUUGUUGUUUUUGCUCUAAUUUUAUGUGUGGAUUCAGAUGUACACAUUCAACUUGUAUAAAGAAACAAACAAAAAAAUGUAAUUUGUCUAAUUUGCUAAUAACUCGCUUCUAUAUAUCUUCGGUUGUAAGUACUACAUUAGAGUUUUAAGAAUCCAAGUUGUAAAUAUUUAGUGUCAACAUCAACAAUAACAAAUUGCACUCAAUGCGGUUUUUAGCCAUUAGCGAUGAUAUUUAGUUGCAAACAAUAUUUAAGCAUUGAAACAUACUUACUUACAGUCCGACAUAUUCUCACUCGUCUAUCAGUAUGAAGACAAUUAUUUAUUUCUUAGUUUUUAGCGAAAUCCUUAAUAAUUGUAUAUACUACGUCGUUAGCACAUCUUCUAAUAAAAAGCAAACUUUUCUAAUGACAAAUAAGUCAAAUGAGAUUUUUCUUAGAAGAUCUAAAAGAUAUUUGGUAUUUGAAAAAGGAGCAUCAUUUUUUGUUCAGGGUAACAUGGCGAAAUCGAUAAUACCACCAGCACCUAGAGGUUUAAACCUAAUAGCUGAAUUCACCUUAAAUUACGAAUUGCCAACGGAUUUCUAUAUUUUUCAAAAGAAACAGGCAAAAACCACAAAGAACCCCUUGUCAACGAUGACAACUAAAAGUUCAUAUUCUAAAGAUCCCUACUAUCAACAUUAUGACAAGAUUGUACCCUACAAUCACGAUUACUACUUUAAAAUACAUCCGGAAUAUUUAAAUAUACAACAAAUUCAAAGGAAACACUCACAUUUAAAAAAGACGAUGCUUCAUCGGAAAUGUUUAAAGAAGAAUUUCUACGACUACAAUCGUAAAUUAGCGAGUAUUUGUUUAAAUCGUGCCAAACGUAACGAUGAAGUUUGGAGUAUUCAGAAAUUGACCAUUUCUCAAAGAAUGUUUUACGAUUUAAUCGAAAAAUGGUCUCUACUCCAUGGCUUUUCACCGCGUUACUGUUUCAUGCGGACUUUAUGCGAAUCAUCAGAAUUGUUGUUGCCGUAUGGUUAUUCCUUGUUGCAUGAUAUCAUUCAUAUAUUGCUCAGGUACACCAAACCAUGGGCUUUUCAUCAUAAAAUAUUUGGUCGUUCAUUAAGGCAGCCGUAUCCUAUCGAUGAAUGUGCUAAAUUGUAUGGUCCACAUUGUCGUGUAAGUUGGUUGGAUUUCGUAACCAAUGUGGUGCAUGGUACAAGGGCGGUCGAUUUUAUGCGUUAAAAAUCCUUUAUGGACAGACUAAACCAGAAAAUAAAAAUAAUAAAAAAUACAAAUUCUGUUGAUUAUAAAUUUGUUUGUUUUUGGUAAAUAAAAAUACAUAUCUACAUUUAUAUACACAUGAAUACGUAUGUACGUAGUUUGUAUGUGUUGUUCAUUUGUAACAUGUGUUCUGUGUGUAUGUACCCAAGUGAUAAUGAUUUUUAAUAAAUUCAUCCGUAUAUUUAUUGAAAGAAA
Molecule: messenger RNA, 2388 nt
Organism: Lucilia cuprina (Australian sheep blowfly)
Lineage: Eukaryota; Metazoa; Arthropoda; Insecta; Diptera; Calliphoridae
Exons: 4
Coding region: 1234-2154 (306 amino acids)
Source: RefSeq, a predicted model, not a curated record